AAUCUUCCCCCCAAUAUUUUCAAAUUUGGGAAUUUCUUAGGGCUCUUGGCCAUGGCGAGGAAAAUCCAGCUGACGCUUCUAGGAUGCGGGGGCGUCGGGCGGCAGCUCCUCCGCCACAUUGUCUCCACUCGUAAACUACACGAAGAUCAGGGCUUGCGAGUCGCUGUGAUGGCUGUAGUGGAUUCCAAAUCCAUCGUUUUGGGUGAGAAAAACGAAGAACUGGACGACACUGCUCUUCUGGAAAUUUGUCUUGCGAAGGAAAAGAACAAUCAAAUGCCCGCUGGAUUAAAUGCGCGAGCCGUUCGCGAAGAAGAUUUUGAUGCAACUCUAGCAGCUGCGAUAAGAACCAUCACAGAAGAAACUGGUCGUCCUUUGGUUGUAGCUGACUGUACCGCGAGUGAAAAAAUUGGACAAGCACUUGCAGAGAUCGCGGACUUGAAUUGCUGCAUUGUUCUUGCGAACAAGAAGCCUCUCACCAGCUCGUUUAACGUUUACGAUAGGAUUGCUGCACUGAAUCGACGUUAUCGCUGUGAAUCAACAGUCGGUGCUGCUCUGCCAGUCAUAGCAACUUUGAACCGUCUGCUAAAUUCCGGAGAUUCGAUCAAGAAAAUUGUUGGUGCUCUCAGUGGCACUCUCGGCUUUGUAAUGAGUCGGUUGGAGUAUGGUGAAUCGUUUAGUGAUAUUGUGAGACAAGCGAAAGAGCUUGGUUACACCGAGCCAGACCCUCGUGAUGAUCUUGGCGGUAUGGACGUAGCAAGGAAGGCGCUUAUAAUGGCUCGACUAAUGGGAUGGAGAAUAAACUUAGAGGAUGUGGAGGUUGAGUGCUUAUAUCCGCCAAGUCUGGCUCCCAAACUGAUGAGCACCAUGCAAUUUCUAAAAGAAGGACUAGCCGAACUAGACUUGCCAAUGAGAAACCGUGUGAAAGAAGCAGCUGCUAGGGGUUGUGUUCUACGAUAUGUGGCGACGAUCGAAAACUUUCAUUGCAAAGUGGGAAUUGUAGAGCAGCCUCAGCAGUCCGCUCUCGGUCAGCUGCAUGGAAGCGAUAAUCUGGUCGAGAUUUUCACGCGCUGUUAUUCGACUUCGCCUCUUGUUAUUAAGGGAGCCGGGGCAGGCAAUGAUACUACAGCCGCUGGUGUGUUAGCGGACGUUUUGGACCUCCAAGACUAUUUUGGCUAGGGAGAGAACGUAGGAGACAGAUUUCUGCACAGCGAAAUGUCG
Selaginella moellendorffii is the source of this 1218-nucleotide messenger RNA. RefSeq names its product bifunctional aspartokinase/homoserine dehydrogenase 1. Gene Ontology annotation, biological process: aspartate family amino acid biosynthetic process. Gene Ontology annotation, molecular function: NADP binding; homoserine dehydrogenase activity; aspartate kinase activity. The record is from RefSeq and is a predicted model, not a curated record. Bases 52 to 1176 code for a protein of 374 amino acids. NCBI's taxonomy places the organism in Eukaryota, Viridiplantae, Streptophyta, Lycopodiopsida, Selaginellales, Selaginellaceae. The transcript is spliced from 13 exons.